This is a messenger RNA of Brachypodium distachyon (stiff brome), 1104 nucleotides long. Its product is annotated as vacuolar protein sorting-associated protein 24 homolog 1. Gene Ontology annotation, cellular component: multivesicular body; ESCRT III complex. Lineage: Eukaryota; Viridiplantae; Streptophyta; Magnoliopsida; Poales; Poaceae. Gene Ontology annotation, biological process: protein transport; endosome transport via multivesicular body sorting pathway; late endosome to vacuole transport. The transcript is spliced from 6 exons. The record is from RefSeq and is a predicted model, not a curated record. Bases 105 to 797 code for a protein of 230 amino acids.
CCUGCUCUGUCUCUCCCUCGCAGCAGCAGAAUCCCCACAGCAACUACUCACGAAUUGCUUCCGCGUCUGCCUCCGAUCGAUCGAGCGGAGCAGCAGCCCCGGAGAUGGAGGCGGUGAAGAGCCUCCUGAAGCCGAAGCCGACGCCGCAGCAGCAGCUGCGCGAGUGGCAGCGCCGCCUCCGCAACGAGGGCCGCAACAUCGAGCGCCAGAUCCGAGAUGUCCAGAAGGAGGAGAAGAAGGUGGAGAAGGCAAUCAGGGAGGCCGCCAAGCGCGACGACAUCGGAUCAGCCAAGGCGCUGGCCAAGGAGGUGGUGCGGUCCAGGAAGGCGGUCAACCGCCUCUACGAGAACAAGGCCCAGCUCAACUCCAUCUCCAUGCACCUCGGCGAAAUCGUCGCUACUACCAGGACAGUAGGACAUUUGUCCAAGAGCACGGAAGUGAUGAAACUUGUCAACAACCUUAUGAAAGCCCCUGAGGUAGCUGCCACUAUGCAAGAAUUCAGCAAAGAGAUGACAAAGGCUGGUGUAAUGGAAGAAAUGGUAAAUGAUGCUGUCGAUUCAGCGCUGGACAAUGAGGACAUCGAAGAAGAGAUUGAAGAGGAGGUUGAUAAGGUCCUCUCCGCAAUUGCAGGGGAGACUGCUUCCGAGCUACCCGACGCUGUCCGGAAACAAAAACAGAAAGUCACGCAACCUUCGACAAGUGAACCUGUAGAGAGAACUGCUGUAGCGGAAGCGGUUCAUGAUGACGAUGACGAGCUUGACAAGAUAAGGGAAAGGCUCGCCAAAGUGAGGUCCUAAAAGAGAAUUCAUCUGUUGACCUACAUAAAUAGUCCAUUGACAAUGUAUGUGUGUAUGAUAUAUGGUUCCACAGAUGAUGACCUUGUUGUCAUUAACAAGCUGAUUUACUCACAUCCACCAACGUCAAGUUGUUCAACUUGGCCUGUAACUUGUAAGGAUCAUCUCGUGUGACGUGUCCUGUAUUUCGUUUCUUGUUAUAUUGUUGUGGAUUGUGUAAUCAGAUGAAGUCAGUAAUCCACGCUGCACACAACCAUUUAUGGAGAGCUACAUGCUGAAUGAUGGAGCGAGUACAUUGUUCUCCCCUGUU